Molecule: messenger RNA, 1877 nt
Organism: Microtus oregoni (creeping vole)
Lineage: Eukaryota; Metazoa; Chordata; Mammalia; Rodentia; Cricetidae
Gene: Hypk
Product: huntingtin interacting protein K
Exons: 2
Coding region: 1632-1877 (81 amino acids)
Biological process (GO): negative regulation of apoptotic process; protein stabilization
Source: RefSeq, a predicted model, not a curated record
CCAUCCAAAAAUUAUACACAAACCUGUUAUGCAGCUGUGCACGUGGGCUGGUGGGGGAGUGGAGGCGGACUAGCAGCACAGCCUGCAGCAGGUGGAAAGUGGCAGUUCCUGCACAUACUCGAUACACAGCCCCAGAGCCACUGAGCACUGGACAGUCCAAGUUGCCAAACAGGUGGGCACACAGCACUGAGGGCAUCUGGAUCUGUAGGGAGUUUGGUUGUGACAAAAGGUAGGACAAGUCACAAUGCAUGGACAGAUUCCAGCUUCUCACUGGUAGGGUGACACUUGCUCCCUGUUCCCAAUCUAGAUGUUAUGGUUUCUUUCCCUCACUUUGCACCUCCUGCCCAACUUACCCCAUGUGCUUUGCCCCAGACCCUUUCUACCACUGUCCUAGACAGCAGGAGGCAGCAGAUAGCUGAGGCCCCCAAGUGGAGAAGGAUGUAGAGCAGGCGGCUACAAGAAGACUCUGUGAGAGAGGGCCACCUAGAGUGGCAGCAGCUGGUCCAGGAAACAGGCCCACAGCAGGACACCUGGGAAUAGAGCAGGAAGCAAAGGUGGAGCUUUGCAAGGGAUGGUGUAUACUGUGUGGGGUUAAAGGUCAAAUUACAAACCCCUUCUUCCCACCAUCAGGUAGUGAGUUGCUUCGGAUUGCCUUUACUAAACACUGCUAUGAUUUUUCAUUGCAAGAACUUCAGUAUAGGAGUGAACCACCUACAUUUACCUAACGUUGCUCUGUGGCUGGGAAUGUGGGAUGAGAGGUUUACCAGUUAUCAGGCAAAGAACCAGGUAUCUCUCACCAAACCAGCUGUCUAAGGGCAUCUUCAAGUCUGUCUCCUCAAAUGCCCUCUCACCUGAUAAAAGGGGUUUUUCGCUGUGACAUCGCCGACUCCAUCAUGCUGCUGUGCAAGGCCCAGGGUGGUGCUUCGGCCGGGGACGGUUUUUGCACCUAUCAUUUGUGAUUCAGAAGUUAGGCGUAGAUCCAUUACUGGGAAAACGGAUGAAGAACAGCAGCCUCUCAAGAUUUUCACCCAUUGGGCGGUCGCUGUGCUGGGCUAAUAAUCACUCAGUCUUAAGGCAGUAGAAUGGGCAUAUCAGAAAAUGAAUACGGAUCAUUAGAAACUGGUAAAUGCAAAUACCCUUGUGAAGAUGCCUUCACCGGGCUUCGUAUUCGGGAUCAUUCAGACUGUUUCCUGAGAUUAGGAGCAGUUGGCCUAUCUGGUCUGGGGAUUAUGUUUUUUUAAUUGGUUUAGGAUUAGCUGUGGGCCGCCUUGGUUGGUCAGAACUGGGUGUGUGUGUAGGGAUUGUUCUUAGGUGAAGAAAUAAGGCUGUGCAUUUGGGUGGUGUGGGUAGUGAAUAGAUUAGUCGAAGGAGAUUGCAGAAAAUACAAUUACGCGUGAAUGUGUUUAAGGAUUAUUCUUAGAUGAAGAAGUAAGGUUGUGCAUUUGGAUGGUGUGGGUAGUGAACAGAUUAGUCGAAGGAGACUGCAGAAAACACAAGCCGGAGAGGUCAAAAGCGAACGGCCCUCCUAGCCAAAGCUUCUCAAGACAGUCACAAAGGUGUGGUCCAGAGCCAGCCCCGCCCCAUAUCUGGGCGGAAGCUGAGGUUUGCCGGAAGUUGUGUAGCGGCAGCCUAUGCGGCGGCGCGGUGAGAUCGAAAUGGCGACCGAGGGAGAUGUGGAGCUGGAGUUAGAGACCGAGACCAGCGGCCCGGAGCGGCCUCCCGAGAAGCCACGGAAGCAUGAUAGUGGCGCUGCUGACUUGGAGCGGGUCACUGACUAUGCGGAGGAGAAGGAGAUCCAAAGUUCGAAUCUGGAGACGGGAAAAGGAACUGGCGAAGGUCACGAUCAAGAAGGAAGAUCUGGAGUUGAUAGUGAGUAG